Molecule: messenger RNA, 453 nt
Organism: Chondrus crispus (carragheen)
Lineage: Eukaryota; Rhodophyta; Florideophyceae; Gigartinales; Gigartinaceae
Exons: 1
Coding region: 1-453 (150 amino acids)
Source: RefSeq, a predicted model, not a curated record
AUGGCCGUCACUUUGCCUUCUACGAGUGGGACACGGACGUCAAGGCGAUUUUGGGCAAGGUCCGCGUUGUCAUUGACGAGGUCGCCAGCGACUGGCCUCGCGACCUCAAGGACACGUGCCUCAAGGAGACCAGCCUCGCCUUCGGAUACUCGGGCACCGUCCUGCAGAACCUCGCCAAGGCCGCCUCCUGAUCCGUGUCGAGUUGCCGCCGCCCGGCUUGGGGGUAGCAUGGCGCAGUCUCGCUGUAUUCCUCGCUGUAUUCCUCGCCGCACCCCUUGUUCUGGUAGCCUUUUAAACGCGCCCAUCCGCACAUCACACACACCUGGUUGCCCGCCUCGCUCACUGCCCUCCCGCGCUGCCCUCCCGCGCUGCCCUCCCGCUAACUGCCUUCCGUAUCAUCACCAGCGCCCCGCCCUUAUUCCCCCGUCCACUCAACACUCCAACCCCCCCUGA